This is a messenger RNA of Macrosteles quadrilineatus (aster leafhopper), 578 nucleotides long. RefSeq lists its product as uncharacterized. The transcript has 5 exons. Bases 6 to 578 code for a protein of 190 amino acids. NCBI's taxonomy places the organism in Eukaryota, Metazoa, Arthropoda, Insecta, Hemiptera, Cicadellidae. The record is from RefSeq and is a predicted model, not a curated record.
ACGAUAUGUUUAGAUUGUCAGCGUUGAUUGUUUGUUUGAAGCUUGUCAAUACAGAGUGUCCGGUUGAAACUAUAGAACGCAUCAGGGACUUUUGGGGAGACGAGCCUCCAAAAAAUGUACUCAAGAGUAAUGUGGGGAUGGUGACAUAUGUUUGGAUGAGUGGGGGAUUCAUAAAAGACAAACUGAAUGACGAUCUUUACUGUUUUGCAACGAAUUUGGACAGAGACGAAACAUCAUCUACAGAUAUACUGAUGUUUACUAACAGGUCAGCGGAAGAAGUAAGCUAUUUCCAAACAGAGGAUAAUGGUGUGAUUACAUUAUAUUCCCAUGGGGAGGCGGAUGACACACAGUACAUUAUAUCACAGAAGAAUAACGUCACGGCGUUCUGGCAAUGCAAGGUAUCCAACAUAGACAAGUACGAGCCUUACGUCGGCAUAUCUGUGAAAGUUUCCGAUCUACACUCACAUACCGCUGAGGAAGCUGUCAUUGAAGCCAUUGACACAUUGGCUAAUCUAGGCUUCAAAACUGGAACUGCUCUGCCCCCCUGUCAAAGGGAAGACUUCAAAAUAUUUUUGUAA